AUAGUGUAGUCUAUGGUAAUGCAAGAAAAAUGGUUGUCGUUGUUUGCUAAUAAUUUCUGGAAUUGCUGAAUCUGUAUUCUGGUUACAGAAGUAGUACUGUCAUUAAUUCGAAACGGUUUCAUUAAUGGGACCCUCUGACACAGAUGAUUGCGUGGUUGUCACGAAUGGCAGUAAAGUAGACGGUGAGCAAGAAAUUGAGCCGGUCAAUGCAAGCGAUAGUUCGAAAAAAAAGAAAAAAAAGAAACACAAGCACCAUAAGCACAAGAAGCAUUCGUCCGAGAAAGGAGAAAAAGAGAAGAAACAUCAUAAGAAGAAGAAAAAGCACAAGAAAGAGAUAGGUGAAGAGAUACCAACUAAAAAUGAUGUGCAAAUCAAAACCGAAGUUGAAACCAAAAGUGUUGUUGAGACCAAACCUGUGGUACAGACCAAACCUGUGGUACAGACCAAACCUGUGGUACAGAUUAAACAAGAGGCACAGACGAAACCUGUGGCACAGACGAAACCUGAGCCAGUUGUUAAGAAGGAGGUACAAAUUAAUAAUUUAAAACCAGAGGAAAGUUUGCCCGGGGCACCAUCUGCAGGAGGGGCAAAACAGGAAACUGCAGAAAAGCAAGUUUUGCUUCACGACGAAUUUGACAUUGUGCAGCGUUCGUGCAUGAACGGAAGCAGUCUGUCUCUCCUCGCUCCGAACCAGACUGAGACCGAACAAGCGGAGCCAGCGGAAACAAAUACCGCGACCGUGAUCUCUGACGAUGAAUCGUCCGAGUCCGAGCCGGAGGCAAAACCCAAAGAUGAUGACUCUGACGUAGAAGUUGCCGUUAUUGAUGACAUCGAUCUGGAAGAUUUAAUGCGACAAAAGGCGCUGCUGCAGGCGCGGCUCGGGGCCUACAUGUCGGAGGAGGACGACGGCGACGACAGCAGCGGCCACCGGGGCAGCGGCAUCGCGGCCCCCGAGCCGCCCGCCACCGAGGUCAUCGACCUGGUGGGCGACGACUCGGAGCACGGCCACGGGGGCGCCAGGAGGAGGCACGAGCGCAGGAAGCGGCACCACAACCGGAGCGACAGCAAGGAGAACCACCACAAGGACAGGAGCAGCUCCAGGCCGCACCACAACCAGGAGAGCGGCCACAAGGACGCCAGGGACCAGGACAGGAGGCGGGUGGUGAUAGACCUGUCCCGAGAGUCCAAGCGGCCGCGGGAAACAGAGUCUGACCACAGGACGUCCCACGGCCGGCGGGGGAAGGACUCUCGCAAGGAGGAGCGGGGCAGCAGGAGCCGUACCGAGGGCAAGGACGCGUCCGUUCGCAGGAGGAGCAGGAGUCGAAGUCCCCUGGGUCACCUGUCCCGCUCGGUCCGGGACAAGCCGGUGAGCCGCGGCAAGGAGGCGGUCAGCAGGAGCAAGGACGCGGCUCGGGGCAGGAGUCGGGACAAGCUGAGGGAGAAGGAGAAGGAACGAGAGCGGGAGAGAGAGAAGGAGAAGGAGAGGGAGCGAGAGCGGGAACGGGAGAGGGAGAGGGAGAAGGAGAGGGAAAGGGAGCGGGAGAGGGAGAGAGAGCGAGACAGAGCGCGGCUGGAGAGACUCAGGGAGAGGGACAGGGACAAGCUGAGGAGACGAUCGUCUCGGUCCAGGAGCAGAGAUCGCAGAUACUUGCGAGGGAGAGGACAUGGCAGCAGGUCUCAUAAACCAAGAGAGAAAGGUGACAUGUUCAAAGACAGUCUGUCAGAAGGUUUGAAGAAUGAAAAACAAUCUUCUUCAGAUGAGGACGUUUGUGAUAUCAGCAUCGAAGAAGAUGAAGAUGAAGAGCAGAUAAUUCAGAAACGAAGAAAGCAGAGAGAAGAACUGCUGAAGAGGCUGGGGGCCCUGAGCGAGGACUCGAACGUGUCUGCCGCGGUGACGUCCGGCCCGGCCACGCCCCUGGGGCAGCCCCCGGGAGACGACGACGGCCAGCCCCUCCAGGAGGACCUGGAGCCGGAGCCCGACCCGGAGCCCGCCCCCCGCCGCGAGAAGAGGAAGUCCCGGUUCAGCUCCGUGGAGCCGGCCGACGGAGGACAAGGACAGGACAAGAAGGAGAGGAAGGACGGCAAGAAGGAGUGGGACAUGUUCGCUGAGGCGGACGCCCUGCAGGAGUACAACAGCCCCAGCGCGAUGGAGCAAGGAGGGGGCGGGCCCGAGAACCCCUCCCUCACGGACAACUGGGACGAUGCAGAGGGCUACUACAGGGUCCGCAUCGGUGAGAUCAUGGACGGGCGGUAUGUUGUGUACGGCUACACCGGCCAGGGCGUGUUCUCGAACGUGAUCCGCGCCCGCGAUAGUGCCCGGGGCAACCAGGACGUCGCUGUCAAGAUCAUCCGCAACAACGAGAUCAUGCAUAAGACCGGCCUCAAAGAGCUGGAAGUGCUGAGGCGACUGAACGACGCCGAUCCGGAUGACAGGUUCCACUGCCUCAGGCUGUUCAGGCACUUCUUCCACAAGAACCACCUGUGCAUGGUGUUCGAGCCGCUCAGCAUGAAUCUGCGCGAGGUCUUAAAGAAGUACGGGAAGGACGUGGGUUUGCACGUUAAAGCAGUGCGGUCGUACAGCCAGCAACUCUUCCUCGCUUUGAAAUUGUUGAAGAAGGCAAACAUUCUUCACGCUGACAUCAAGCCUGACAACAUUCUGGUGAAUGAGAGCAAGCUGGUGUUGAAGCUUUGUGACUUCGGCUCUGCCUCGCAUGUUGCGGAGAAUGAAAUAACUCCGUACUUGGUCAGUAGGUUUUACAGAGCACCUGAGAUAAUUCUAGGUAUUCCAUAUGAUUUUGGGAUUGAUAUGUGGUCUGCUGGAUGCACAAUAUAUGAACUUUAUACAGGGAAAAUAAUGUUUUCGGGCAAGACAAACAACCAGAUGUUGAAGUUCUUUAUGGAUUUGAAGGGGAAGAUGCCCAACAAACUUAUCAGGAAAGGCACUUUCAAAGAACAACAUUUUGACGGGAAUUGUAACUUCCUCUAUCAUGAAGUGGACAAAGUUACAGAACGGGAGAAGGUGGUGGUGAUGUCGACGCUGAACUCGUCGCGGGACCUGCUCUCGGAGCUGGUGGGCAACCAGAACCUGCCUGAGGACCAGGCGCGCAAGGUCGGCCAGCUCAGGGACCUGCUGGAGCGCAUCCUCAUGCUGGACUCGUCCAAGCGCGUCGCCAUCAACCAAGCGCUCACGCACGCCUUCAUCCAGGAGAAGAUCUGAUCAUAGUGGUAGUGUGCCCCGAGGUAAACCUGCAGCAGCGGGCCGCCCCUGUCUGGAACGUGCUAGCAACCCGUGCCUUCCCCACCACGCCCCGACAUCCCGUCGAUGAUUGGCCGGUAACACUUGCACCGGCAAUCGGGAACCCGAGUACUGUCGGCCUCCUCGAUUGUUUGCGAAAGUAAAUAUUCCAAUGACGCAGUUUUUGUUAGCACGUUUCCUGUUGUGUCCGAAUUGUCUCUUUCUUUUUUUUUUUUUGCAUAGAUUUUUUUGUAAUAUAUGACAAUAUUUUGUGACAUGUUACUAUAUAUUGCAUUUAUUUAAAAAAAAUAGGUUAGAGCUAGGAAUGAUUUUACGAACUAGAAUUAUUGUUGUACAGAGCUAAUACUUGCUUACAGAAAUUCCGUUUGGAAAUGUAGUUAAUUUUAGUGGUUUUUAAAAUUGCUUUAUUGUGUGUGAUUUAUCAUUUUUAUUGCUGUCAAAACUGUCAAAUUCUUUAACUAGUGAACAAGGUGUAGAAAUUAAUUUCGUUUGUGAAAUGUCCUAAUGAGUCAAUAAAUUGUUUCUUGUUGUGUA
Bacillus rossius redtenbacheri is the source of this 3790-nucleotide messenger RNA. It is a transcript of the gene Prp4k, whose product is annotated as serine/threonine-protein kinase PRP4 homolog. NCBI's taxonomy places the organism in Eukaryota, Metazoa, Arthropoda, Insecta, Phasmatodea, Bacillidae. The coding region runs from base 125 to 3217 and encodes 1030 amino acids. The record is from RefSeq and is a predicted model, not a curated record. Gene Ontology annotation, biological process: mRNA cis splicing, via spliceosome; peptidyl-threonine phosphorylation; peptidyl-serine phosphorylation. Gene Ontology annotation, molecular function: protein serine/threonine kinase activity; ATP binding. The transcript has 16 exons.